Molecule: messenger RNA, 2303 nt
Organism: Chelonus insularis
Lineage: Eukaryota; Metazoa; Arthropoda; Insecta; Hymenoptera; Braconidae
Product: 2-oxoglutarate-dependent dioxygenase htyE
Exons: 6
Coding region: 711-1724 (337 amino acids)
Molecular function (GO): 2-oxoglutarate-dependent dioxygenase activity
Source: RefSeq, a predicted model, not a curated record
GUGGUGUCAGUUCAGUUCUUGUUCGUUCGCACAAGAAACGAGAAGCAUAGCAUGUGCCCAUCAGUUCAGAGCCACGUACACGCUUACUUAUUACACUAUCAAUCUUACCAUAAACUUUUUUCCUGUGGUUACCGUUAGGGUUAAAACAAUUGAAAAAAAUUCAACACCAAAUCCCUCAAACCAGACGUCAAUUGAAGUUAUUUUUGUUGCAGAUAACUAAAAUUCAAUAGAUGAACAUUAUUAUUUAGUGUACGAAAUCACAAGUGACAAAAGUUAUGAUAUUUUCAUGGAUAUUCUAGUGUGAAGGUUGGUGAAGUGCCUUUGGUGAAUUUCUCACGGUUAAAAAGCUACCUGGUUGCCUCCAUAAUUUGUCAAAAGCUUUGGGAAAGUAACGGAAGACAAUAAACAAAAGUAAGAGAGUAAGUGAGAAGAAAUAGAUAGCGAAAGGAACGGAGAGAGAAGUCGACGAGGUAAAGAAAAAUAGAAGGACUGUGGCAAACGACCAACCAGAGCGAGGUAACACAAAACAGGGCGGUGGAAAGAGAUUGUGUAGAGAAGAGAGAAGAGAAGAGAAGUCGGACGACUUCGGACCAACGUCGUCGACCUGAGGCAGCUUUAACUGAGGGAUCCAACAGUAAAAAUUCAACAUCUGAAAUAACUUUUCAAAUAUUUACUAUCACUUGUGUCGACUCACUCAAGAUUUUUCUAAAAUGAGCUACACCAGGACACCGCAACCAAUUGUGAGCAAGAGUUGUGAGACCCUUGUCAGCAAAUGUGAAAUACCGAUCAUCGAUCUUGCUCACAUGGGCACAGAACCAUGCCCCCAGAAGGGAGUAGUUAAACAAGUCGCUAAGAAGCUUGUACGGGCUCUUUCUGAGAAAGGACUUGCUCUUCUUGUCAACCAUGGUAUUCCCGAUUGGAAGAUAAAGGCAGCAUACAGAGCUUUGGACACUUUUUGUGAGCUACCUAAAGAGGCUCGUGCCAAAUUUGAGUGCGUUGCACCUUCGAGCCAUGGAUAUAUCAAGCCAGAACCUGGAACGAAUCCAACAGAUGAGAUCGAAGCCAGGCACGAGUUUAUAAUAUCUGGAAACGACACAGAAUUGCCAGAUGAAGAUGUUCCAAAUUUCCGUUCAGCAGUGGAAGAGCUGACAAGUGACUUUAAACAACUCUCGGCUAUGCUUCUCACAGCUCUUGCUGUUGGAAUGGAACAGCCAUCGGAUUACUUUAUGAGCAAGCACUCCAACCUUCUUGACUCUGGUAAUAGCUCUAGCUUCCGGAUGAUUUACUAUCCGCCGGCAGUUUUAUCAGAAUCUGGUGCUAUGCGUUACGGGCCAAGUUGUGAUACUGGAACCUUCACGCUUUUAACUCAGGACUGCGAAAAUGGAUUAGAGAUCCAAUCACCAUAUGGCGAACGUUGGGGACGUGUAGGUCAUCUUCCCGGAGCUAUUUUGAUUAAUUCUGGAGACUGUCUCGCUAAAUGGACCAACCAACAGCUAUCAUCAUUGAAACAUCGUGUUGUGGUGCCUGAACAUUGCUCUCGAGGUCGUCAUUCCAUCGGAUUUUUCGUUCAGCCAGACGAGAAUGUUGAAAUAGAGCCUUUGAAGACAAAGAUAUCAAUUCCACCACAAGAACCAGUUAUUUGUCGUCUUCAGAAGAAAAAGCGUGGGGUACUUACGGCGUAUCAUCAUCUACAACGUCGUUUUCGUGAAACUUAUGCUUCUUAAUAAUUAAAAUUCUAGAUUCCCUGGCGUGUUACUUAUCAUUAAAUCACGCGGAUAAGGAAGAAGAGGAAUCGCGACGAAAAAGAACUCAAAUUAUUAUGUUCUCUAGUUGUAAUGUCAGUAUUUGACAACAGCAAAAAAAUUAUUUGCCGCGAUUAAUAAUCAAAACGAUCGCGAUAGACUGAAUAGUUUAAAAUUAUUAAUCCUGCGAAUGGAUUUUUAUACUUUCGUGGUCUUUGCUCUAGAUGCAUUUAAUUAAAUGUACUUUAAUUCCAUGAAUUUGACAAUAAUUUAGCUUCAAUACCAUCAUUUUACGAUUAAAUGAGAGGAGCUUUGAUCUAAAUAAAAUAAAACAGAGACCAACGAGAAAUCAAAAAAAAAAUAGAGUCGACAUCGAUUCAAUGAACCGUCCAAUAAUCUCUCGUAAAUCUCUUAUUGCAAUAGAUGAAUUGAAUUUUAUUAAUAAAUAAAUAAAACAAGACCACGAAAGGUCGUCGUCUGUUCGUGUGAACCGUGAUAAAAGCGUACACAAGGAAUUAGUCUGGAGUCUCCAGCAAUAAUAAAUGAAUUUGUACUUAAAAA